CAAGUAGCGGUAUAAUUCUAAAAAAUGCCGGCUAACAAUAACAAUUCAAUAGGAUAUGCGUCCUACCAACAACAAUACAAUUCAACGUCAACUUCUCUUUAUCAGGCCAACGACACUGUCUCUAUCGCCUUAUUCUUUUCCAUUAUUGCAUUAUUAUUACUAUCUUUUGUCUUUUACUUUUGGUACACAGAAAGACACAAAAUACCAGCACUUAAACGAGGAGACCAGGCAGUUGGUCAGCAACAAGAAAUCUAUCUUCUCAUAGACAAUAUAUCCAGUCAAGUAAAAACAACCUUUAGAAUACCAAUUUUUACGCUUGCCAUUGUCGUCUGGAAAAGAAUACAUGUAACAUCCACUGCUUUACCACAGACAGUUACGAACCCAGCGGACGAUAUAUUACCUUUGGCUUCGCAUGAGCAUCAGAGAGUGUACAAUUCAAGAAUAUAUCACCUAUUUUCCUUAUUAUUUAUCAUAAGCUUUAUCAUCACAUUAGCUAUUUUAGUUGGUGCUGUCACUUCCUCAACCACAGCCACUUCUUCCACAUUACUAUUACAGGCAGCCUUAUUUGUUCUUGUAUUGUCUGUCAACUUGUAUCUGAUCACCAGGCAGCGAUGCUAUUACAUGGAACGGAGAAAACUUUAUGGAAACGAUGACGCUCAUAUCAAUGCCAUCUAUGACACUCGAUUUUCCGACUGGGAUAAAUCAAUGUGGUCUAAUUGGGUCCAAAUCACAAUUCUCAUUAUCGAAUUCUUUCAGUUGAUGACUUUCCCUCUGAGAGAUUUGAUUACUGUCACGUCGUUUGAAGCAAGUCAAUCAUCAAGUCAACUACAGACCUCCCAACUGGUGUCCUUUAUUUUAAAUGCAGGUGGUUUGAUGCCAGAUAUGAGAACGCCUAGUUGGUACACUUACUCUCUUUGGACUACAUUUGCUACAAUCAUGCUGAGCCUAGUUUUAGCUCUGAUAAUUCAUUGCAUCAACUGGAAAUAUCCAUAUAAGCUAUCUACCCGUUGGGUACGCUGGUGUAUCCCCGUUGCUACUCUAUUAUAUAUUCCGAUAUUGACAACUUUCGUGAGUUCUGCAGCUUGCCAAUCCUUAAAUAUACCGUCUAAUGACUUUAAUAUGACACUUCGUUGCAAUGCGUCUAAUAUAUCUCGUCAACUUUAUUUUUGGAUCUCAUUAGUGGGAUACAUCAUCGCUUAUUUUAUUAUGACCAUAUUUUUGACCAGCUAUGAAAGAGUGCCAACAAAAAAUGAGAUUGCCUACAAAUCCAUCAGUGUUGCAUUUAUUAAAAAUAUGGGUUUACUACUCGCCAUUGUAUUUUUACUAGUUGAAUCUACAACUAAUGUGAACCGUAUGCGAGCAAUUUUAUCCAUCACCAUCUUGUUAACAAUGAUCUGCUACAAUAUCAAAACCAGGCCAUGCUACGUUGAUAAGAUUAAUUUUUUUAGAACAGCUUCGUUUACUUGUAUUCUUUGGACUUCAGCACUGGUUGCAAUUCUAAGUGAUACAGAUGCGGCACAAAGUCUGGGUCCUCUUGCAGUCAUUUAUAUAAUCAUUGGCGGUUGGAUCUUUAUUAUUCUUAUCUUCAUCGUUAUUUAUUUUAUCUACUACAUUCAGCCACCAGAUCAUAUCAUGAUGGAUGAUUCUGCUACAGCAGUUAACCCAACCCAAUACAACGACCCUCUGGAUUACAACGAUCAUCGGUCCAUUCGAUCCACGGUGACCCGCCAGAACUCUAGGGGCUGGUUAGAGAAUUCCGGUAUUUCGAAAUGGUGGUAUGGAACGUCGGCCGAUAUUGAUAAAACGCAUUAUUAAAGAGAUAUCAUAAACCUUAUUAAGCGACUGUAUAUAUUAAUAAAGAAAGAG
Messenger RNA from Mucor mucedo, 1866 nucleotides. RefSeq lists its product as uncharacterized. Lineage: Eukaryota; Fungi; Mucoromycota; Mucoromycetes; Mucorales; Mucoraceae. The record is from RefSeq and is a predicted model, not a curated record. The transcript is spliced from 5 exons. The coding region runs from base 25 to 1815 and encodes 596 amino acids.